AUGGGAAUCAAGAAUGAGCCCGUGGAUUCGGUCAACAGCACUGACAGUACUAUAGCUCAGACGGUCCCCAGUUUUCUUGAUGACGCCUCUGCCGAGGACUUGCGAACGCAGCUCCGCUGGAACCGUAUCCGCCAUGCUUUACGAGACCCAUUCUCUGAAUUCUUUGGCACGAUGAUACUCAUUCUGUUUGGAGACGGGGUUGUUGCGCAGGUAACACUAAGCCAGAGCCAGAAGGGGGACUAUCAAUCGAUUUCGUGGGGUUGGGGAAUUGGAGUUAUGCUUGGUGUUUAUACAAGCGGUGUUUCAGGGGCACAUAUCAACCCCGCGGUGACAUUUGCCAACUGCAUCUACCGCAAAUUCCCCUGGCGCAAGUUUCCAGUGUACAUGCUCGCUCAAAUUCUCGGAGCAAUGACCGGGGCUGCAAUCGUCUACGGCAACUACAAGUCUGCCAUUGAUGCAUACGAGGGAGGACCACAUCUCCGGACUGUACCUGGCUAUUCGGAAACCGCCACCGCCGGAAUCUUCUGCACCUAUCCAGCUCCCUUUGUGACCAAGACCGGCCAGUUCUUUUCCGAGUUCAUUGCCAGCGCGAUCCUGAUGUUUAUGAUCUUUGCCAUCAAAGAUGACAAGAAUCUGGGUGCGGGACCAUUGGUUCCCCUGGCCUUGUUUUUUAUUAUUUUUGGUAUUGGAGCGUGUUUUGGUUGGGAAACAGGCUAUGCUAUUAACCUAGCUCGUGACUUUGGUCCACGGCUUGUACCCAUGGUUGCACCGUUUUUUGGCACGGCAUUUGGCGGCUGGCUGUAUGAUAUGUUUCUCUAUGUUGAUGAAAGCCCUAUCAACACGCCAUGGGUGGGGUUCAAACGAGUAUUUCGUCCUCGGCAGUCUGGGGUCUCUGUCUCUAGCGCGGUAUGA
Molecule: messenger RNA, 912 nt
Organism: Talaromyces rugulosus
Lineage: Eukaryota; Fungi; Ascomycota; Eurotiomycetes; Eurotiales; Trichocomaceae
Exons: 3
Coding region: 1-912 (303 amino acids)
Biological process (GO): glycerol transmembrane transport; water transport
Cellular component (GO): plasma membrane
Molecular function (GO): glycerol channel activity; water channel activity
Source: RefSeq, a predicted model, not a curated record